GCCAAUAGCCACGUUCCUUACUGAGGAGUCGUCAACACUGACAUUGCGAGAUCUUCUAACUUCUCCGUUUCCGUAUUUCCAAACGUGUUCUAUCCUCAAGAAGGGCAAAAAUAUAUUAUUUCCCGCCAUCCUUUUGAUUUUUUUGUCACCUUUUCUAAGAAAUAACUUUUUCUCUCGCUGCCUGUGUGGUGCUGUUUGUGCUGUUGUCGGAAUGGAGGUGGUCAUCCAUUUACAGGGGCUCAGAAUCACUGCAGGUUCUGAGGACGUUCGCAAUUUCUUCACUGGCCUCAAAAUCCCAGAUGGUGGGGUGCACAUUAUUGGUGGGGAGCGUGAGGAGGCUUUCAUAAUCUUUGCUUCCGAUGAAGACGCGAGGCGGGCGAUGACCCGUUCGGAGGGAUCCAUCAAAGGUUUUCCGGUUCACUUACGGCUGAGCAGCAAGACAGAAAUGCAGGCUGUUCUCAAGCAAAGUAUAAAACCUGAGGUGACCAAAAAGAGGCCGUAUAAGGAAAGUUUCAGAAGACCGGAAAGAGAAGGCAGGAAUGAGGAACCUGGAAGAAAAGAGCUUGUAGAGAUGGGCAGUAGAUCAGGGUCUUACAGUAAUGUACGUAGUCGGGCCCGAAAGCCUUCCUCACAGCCAAGCAGUCAAGAUGACUUGUAUUUGCUUAUGCAAGGCAUGCCUUUUACUACGAACAAAGACGACGUGAAAGAAUUCUUUAACGGAUUAGAGGUGGAGGACAUUAUUAUAAUGAGAAAUGACCGCGGCCAACCAAAUGUGAAAGGAAUUGUCAAGUUCAAAUCCAGACGGGAUGCUAGAGAGGGUCUGAAAAGAAAUCGGCAUUACAUUGGAAGUAGGUUUGUGGAACUCGAUACAUGCUCAGAAGAGCAGUAUUUUAAGGCAGAUGUUGGUAGGGAACCUGUUAAAGAAGACAGCAGUGGUAAGUAUAGAAGAGGGCCUUCCUCGGCUCCCACUGAGAGGUCUCCAGACCGUGCUAGGUCUUUCUCACCAGUGGCCUACAGGUCUAAGUCCCCUUCUCCUUCCAAUGAUGAGUUCUGUGUCUUGGUGGAAAACCUUCCCUACUUAGUGGAGAAGAGGGACAUAAAGGAGAUCUUCCAUCAUGCAGACCUCAAGUAUGAUCAGAUCCUUCACCUUCUUGACAAGUAUGGGUCAGAGACGAGGUCCGCAUUUGUGCUGUUCAACAACCUGAGGGACUACGGUGCCGCCUUGACUCUUCACAAGAAGAAAUUUCUCAAACGAUGUGUGUACAUCUCUCCUAUCUCAAAAGAGAAAAUGGUCACCAUGCUAGAAUCUGGGGGAAAUACAAUGAAGGGCACACCACCCUCUGAAAGGUCUUCCAGCAGAUCUCAGGAAAGGCCUCCAAGAGAGACCGAGAAGGAUGUGUAUGAAUCUGAGAAGAUUUGCCUGUAUGUGCGAAACCUGCCUUUCGACGUGCGCAAAGUUGAGAUUGUGGACUUCUUCCUAGGCUUCAGAAUCUCAGAGGAGGCUGUUGUUUUGCUGCUUGACCAUAAGGGCAAUGGGCUUGGAGAGGCUUUGGUGAUCUUUCAGACUGAGGAGGAGGCUAUGAGGGCACAGUCUCUGAAUGGGCAAGGGUUUCUUGGAACAAAUCUCAUCCUGAAAUGCAUUUCUCUGACUCAGAUGCGUGAAUUUGGUGUUGGUGAACCUGCAGUGAAAGAGCAAAAGAUAGAGAGAAGCUCAGAGAGGUACCUGGCCAGGAACAGUGAGGCGAUGCCCCAUCUGUACACUGAUUACAGGGUCAACCCUGAUAUAGGCCAUCUUCCUAUGAACGACCUGCAGGUUCAUAUUCAUGGAGGCGGCAGUCUGGGUCUCGAUUCUCAAAUGAUGGAAAGCCCUGUUCUGCUUGACAACCGGGGCAAUGGCUCUGCUCAUAGACAUGGAGGCUAUGGACCUUCUGCACCGCAGCAGUUUGAUGGUCCAACAUGCCUGAAACUGGUUAAUCUGCCUUCGACUAUCAGAAUUGACGAAAUCUAUGACUUUUGCUAUGGAUAUCGUGUAAUUCCUGGAUCGGUCUCAUUGCAGUACGACAACGAAGGGAUUCCGAAAGGCUCAGCAACGGUUGUUUUUGGAUCUCGCUUGGAGGCGUUAACGGCAGUUGAGGAAUUGAGUGGAAGACCAAUAGGCAGCAGAAAAGUAAAACUAGUUUUUGUGUGAAAUUUGUCCUCCGUAUAGAACAGGAAAGAACCUUUUUUGGGGCUUUAAAAUGCGAUGUUUUAGGAAGAACAACUCACAGUAUUUGGUUAGUUUGAUGGAUUCCAACAAUGGCGACUGAACAAUUGUAGAUUUAAAAAAAUACUGUGUGUGUAUAUAGCCUUCUACUCGAUGUGUAAUGCACAAACCUUUUGUCCAUAGCUCCCCCCCCCCCCCUUAAAGAAUAACAAAAUGAUUUAUUUGUAUUUUGCUCAUCGCUUGCUUGCCAUGUAGCCUGUUUCUGAAGCUGUUUCUUUUUAGUGAAAUUUGCCUGAAAUUGUAUUUUCUUUAACAGCUGCGUGAAGGUAGAACUUCAUUUUGCUACUAUUUGUUUAAAUGUUUAUUACAUUCUGUAGUGUAAAAGUUGUCCGUUUAAACUUUAGUGGAAAUUCUUUGAUUAAAAUUCAUAAUGUUC
Molecule: messenger RNA, 2639 nt
Organism: Oncorhynchus mykiss (rainbow trout)
Lineage: Eukaryota; Metazoa; Chordata; Actinopteri; Salmoniformes; Salmonidae
Product: RNA-binding protein 12B-like
Molecular function (GO): RNA binding
Source: RefSeq, a predicted model, not a curated record